AUGUGGGGCAGUUUAGCCGUAAGGAGGUUAUGGUAUCAAUUCACAGCCUCGCCCGAUGAUCUCCUUACGCAGACCAUUGAGAAAUUUAUGAACAUUCUUGUCAAGUCACGGAUCAAUGAAACGCGAUACCCAUACUACAAAUAUGUUCGCAUCAUAGACUUGCAGCAGUUACCCGACGUGGCAAACGAUAUAUUAGAAUCAUUGCUCACCAACUCACCAUACGUGGAGAAACUUUUGCUUGAGAAUUACGCAUGGACUACGGGUGAAAUGAACAAAAUAGCACCGCUCAUGCCCAACGUAAGAUGUAUCGGAAUGAGCAACAUGCUUGUAGAAGAUGAACUUGAACCGCUUCCGACGUAUUGUAAACACUUGGAGGAAUUGGAACUUGGGGCAGAUAUCCUAUGUACGUCAGAAGUGUUGACUAGCAUAACAAAAGAAUGUCCAAAGUUGACUAUACUAAGACUAUUCAGCAAAGGAUAUGAUGACCAAGAAAUGAGCGAAAUAUUAAAGAAUAUCCCAAAUCUCAGAGAACUAAGAAUUAGUGAAUGUUUCUGCAUCACCGAAGCAUUCUUUCAAAAUGUGAUAUCUAUUUGUCGUGAGUUGGAAAUGUUUUCAUUCUACAGGGGUUUUAUUGAAAUAUCUGUAGAUAAUGUGAUCAAAUUCGCCCAACACUUUGCCAAAGCCACCAAAUAUGUAUUUAUAGAUGUAGUGAAAUUAUUGGAUGUGAGAAUAGAAUGCAAUUCUGCUGAAAUAAUGGCAGCCAUGAUGGAACCUGAUGUUGACAAGAUUAUCAAACAUUGUGAAACGUUAAAUUUGGAUUCGUUGAGCCUCUUGUAUUUUAUCCUUGACUCUAAAAAACUGGAUGCUAUCUGUGAACGGCUUGAUGUUCGUAUAUUAAAGUUAGAACGAAUAGAUGGUGUGGAUAAUAAGGAGAUACUGGAGGCAAUUAAAAAAACCAAGAAAAUCGAUACCAUAAUUAUCACAUUUAAGAGUCCCUUGUUCCAACCAUUGCGGGACGAGGAUAUACGCGAAAUUACUAGGACAUCUUCAAUCAAGCAUCUGGAAUGGCAGUGUUCAAUAUACGACUUUGAUCGACAACAACGAUCAGCCAAGCUUCCUAUGGACGGAGGACAUGAAGGGACAGAAGACCCCAAGAUACUCAAUGAACUAUUUGAAAAUUGUCUCGUGCUGACAGAGAAAUCCAACUAA
Messenger RNA from Paraglomus brasilianum, 1209 nucleotides. Lineage: Eukaryota; Fungi; Glomeromycota; Glomeromycetes; Paraglomerales; Paraglomeraceae. The record is from the annotation of a GenBank genome assembly.